ACUGCACUUUACAAGACAAAGCACAGUCUUAAAGUGUGUGAAUUUUAAUUUGGUUCUAAUUCAUAGGCGGCACGAAGAGCUGUAGGGCGAAGAAAACGUUUUCAUUGUCAACAUCAUACACUGUUUAUAUACAAGAUAUUUAAACAAGUAGAACAAUUGGUGACAUGGACCACAAAUAAAAUUGUAGAUGAACUACGCAUCUUAAAAGACAAAUACGAUUUUAAAAGUUUUUUAUGCCUGUUUAUGUGCUGCGAUGGAAAAUAUUUCGUGUUUGUGGAGUGAUAUACUUGACUGUAUAGGGUACGACAAAGAGAUUAUUAGCAUAAGAAGAAAUUUCUGGCAACAAAAAUCUUGGCCUAUAUUUAAUGAAUGGAAUCCAUGGGACACUCAUAUAGUCGCGGGUAGCAAGGCUGAGGGAAUUACAUCUAUUUUUGAAAGUGACAUCGAUUUUAUGUUGCUGUGUAAAGAUACAAUAUGUUCAGAUGAAGACUUGACUACUGUAUCAGGUUUUACAACCUUAUAUGCUGAUACAAGGGAAACGCCACCAGGGUAUACCAGGCUAAAGAUGAUAAGUAAAAACUGUUGUCAGGGGGAAACGUACAGACAAUUCCUCAAAAAGUGUUUUUUUGAGUCGGAAUCUUCGGACGUGUACAUAUCAAGCUUUAAAUUUUCGUCUCUUUUGAAGCGUGAAGGUGUUUAUUCGGGUGAUGCAGAGUUUUUAAAUAAUUUUCUUCAAAGGGCUGAACUUUCCGGUCCAUCAUUGCCAACAACAUAUUUUGGGUGUAUAUCAUCUGACUCGGUUUUAGCAAUUCCAUGUCAUUAUCCAAAGAUACUUCAAACCUGGAAAAAAAGAAAACGUCGUUAUACCUGGCCACCAGAAUACGUUAUUGAGGCUGCAGCUUCUAUGCAACCACAAGUGGUCCCUAAAGGAAGCAAGAACAGUGAUGACAAAUGGCGAGAAUGGAGAUUCUGUUUCAUAAAAUCAGAACUUGAACUGACAUCUAGUUUGAAUGAAACACAAAUCAAACUGUAUAUCCUUUUAAAAAUAGUCGCAAAAGACAUAUUAAAGAAUGUCAGCGAAGAAAUAUCGUCCUAUAUGAUGAAAAAUAUUACAUUCUGGUUGGCAGAAUUACUUCCGGAAGAACUGUUUAGAAAGGACAAGCUCAUAUCCUUACUUUUCCUGUCAUUGAUGUAUUUGAAAUUAUCUAUUUCCGAGUCAAACUCGUUACCAUACUAUAUGAUCCCAGGGAGGAAUCUUCUUUCAGAAAGACUUUCACCUGAAAGCAGACGACAAAUGUGUGAAUUAUUAGGUAUGUUGAUAGCUGAAGGUCCAGGCUUCAUUUUUAUUAGAUGUAGCAAACUAAAAUCAGCUUGGGAAUUCCUUUUUACUUCUCCGAUUCCCUUAGAUGUUGACGGAGGAAGACGAGAUAUGAUAGAGAAAAUAUAUUAUUCUUUUCUUUCAAAACUCCUUCUUUCAGUGAUUAAAGAUGACGACAUCGUGAUUGCUUUUGUCAUAUCAUGUAUACAUUUUUAUAUACCUGAAUUGUAUACAUUAAUUAAUAAUGGCAUCACUCUAACCGAAAUUACACUUUUGUUUCAGAAGAGAGUUCAUUUGUGGCUUGAAAAAGUCAUUCCGAUAUUUUCAUAAAUGAAAGAAUUUUAUAUCAAUACAAAUCAUACAUGCAUCAUUUAUUUUAUAAAUAUAUACAUAGCUAUUUCAAAAGUCAUAUGCCGCACAAUAUAUAAAGUAUACGCUCCCUGAA
Molecule: messenger RNA, 1763 nt
Organism: Ruditapes philippinarum (Manila clam)
Lineage: Eukaryota; Metazoa; Mollusca; Bivalvia; Venerida; Veneridae
Exons: 2
Coding region: 254-1648 (464 amino acids)
Source: RefSeq, a predicted model, not a curated record